AUGUCAAGCCCUCAAGCACCACCACCUUCUUGGGAUAGUCCUCCAAAACUAUCCUCCUUGAAGACAAAGAAGAAACUUCUUCCCUACCUUGAAGCAGCCGACCUGGAGACGUCUAGCCAAGCCGCAUCUUACAGAGAAGAACACCUUCUAGCCACACCAGAAGAGGAGAUUGACCCUGAGCUGAUCGAGUUCGUGAAGAGAGAUCAAUUCCAUGAUCUGUUUUCAGAGUAUGCGCUGGAGCACAUAGAUCACUUUGAUAAUCUUUGUGAUUCCUAUGGAGUUUUUGACUUUGAGAAGAAGAUGAUGCUAUUCAGCACAUCACUAGCUGGACCAGCACUAGAUUGGGCGCAGCAUGAACCACUCUCUACAAUCGAGUCAUGGAUCGAUUUUAGAGAAGCUUUCUUGAAGAGAUUUGCAAGGCCACCUUUCAAAUCCAAGUACCACCACUACUCUCAUCAGCUGGAGAGAGAGCGUGAUGAAGAAGAAUGGGGAGGCAUACCACCCCAUCCUGAAGUUUUGAAUGAAGAGCUAAUCAAGCAUGUGGAGAGAACCCUUUCUACAAUUCUACUUCAGAGUGUGCAAAGGAGCAUCUAUGCAACUUUGAGCAGCUUUGCCACGACUAUGGACUUGGAGACAACCCCAAGAAGAUACAACUUUUCCAACUAUCACUAG
Messenger RNA from Microthlaspi erraticum, 672 nucleotides. Lineage: Eukaryota; Viridiplantae; Streptophyta; Magnoliopsida; Brassicales; Brassicaceae. The record is from the annotation of a GenBank genome assembly.